AUGGCUAAAUAUAUCUGCUACCAAGCUGACAACGAAGCUCAAGCAGUCCAGAUCUUUGAUUCAUGGGCCACUGGAUCUGGUGGCUUGCUUGAGAGACUACCCUUGACAGGUGUAGAUGUAGUAAGCUUGGAUUGGAUAGUUGAUAUGGCUGAUGGAAGGAAACGACUCGGUCCUAAUGUGGCUGUACAAGGUAAUGUGGAUCCUGUUGUCCUUUUUGGCUCAAAGGGAUUUAUUACCAAUCGAAUAAAUGAUACUGUCAAGAAAGCUUGUAAAGGGAAACAUAUUUUGAACCUCAGACAUGGCAUCAAAGUAGGCGCACCUGAAGAAAAUGUUGGUCGUUUCUUUGAGAUUGCUAAAGGACUUAGGUAUUAG
Messenger RNA from Lycium barbarum (goji berry), 372 nucleotides. Its product is annotated as uroporphyrinogen decarboxylase, chloroplastic-like. Lineage: Eukaryota; Viridiplantae; Streptophyta; Magnoliopsida; Solanales; Solanaceae. Gene Ontology annotation, biological process: porphyrin-containing compound biosynthetic process. The coding region runs from base 1 to 372 and encodes 123 amino acids. The transcript is spliced from 2 exons. Gene Ontology annotation, molecular function: uroporphyrinogen decarboxylase activity. The record is from RefSeq and is a predicted model, not a curated record.